AUGUCUCAACGUCCAUCCCAGAGCUCAGGACAAAAGAAUGCCUUCACUACUAGGCUUCUUGACCAGAAAUACCCCGGUAGCGGCUCAAAAGAAUCUCCAUACCUUAUCAACUUCUUACCGGAUGAUCCUCACAAUGCGAUGCUACUCCCGACGUGGAAGAAGUGGGCGUUCACCUGCUUUCAGGGCCUAGCAACGCUGGCUACAACAUUUGCCAGUUCAGCAUAUUCCGGAGGCAUUGAGCAGAUAAUCCACUCCUUUGACAUCUCCCAAGAGGUAGCCACGCUUGGUAUUUCCCUCUACGUUCUGGGAUUCGCAUGUGGUCCUCUUAUCUGGGGUCCCCUCUCCGAACUUUAUGGAAGGCGAAAGAUCUUCUUCUUCACUUUCAUGGCAACCACAGCCUUUAGCGCUGGAGCAGCUGGAGCCGGUUCGUUCCCGGCCUUACUCACCCUCCGGUUUCUUGCUGGCUGUAUCGGCUCUGCGCCUUUCUCGAAUGCUCCAGCUGUAAUUGCUGACAUGUUUGAUAAAUCUGAACGAGGAAUGGCGAUGUGCAUGUUCUCGGGCGCGCCGUUUCUAGGACCUGCAAUUGGUCCCAUAGCAGGUGGUUUUCUUAGCCAGGCCGGAGGUUGGCGAUGGCUGCAUGGGCUUUUGGCUGUAUUCACCGGCCUCACUUGGAUCACAACAACGAUAUUCGUCCCUGAGACGUAUGCGCCUUAUAUCCUUCGAAAACGGGCCCAACAACUUUCGAAACUCACCGAGUACACAUACAUCUCUACAUUCGAUGCCAAUAAACCACCAGCUACGGCUACUCAACAGCUCAGAGUCGCUCUUACUAGACCGUGGCUUCUCUUGUUCAAAGAGCCUAUCGUCUUGAUCACGUCAAUCUAUAUAUCAAUCAUAUACGGAACCAUGUAUAUGUGCUUUGCGGCCUUCCUCAUCGUCUUCCAACAAGGAAGAGGCUGGAGUCAAGGUCUAGGCGGCCUAGCGUUCACUGGAAUAGUCAUUGGAGUUAUCCUUUCGAUCAUCAGCUUCGUUUUUGAAGAUAAGCGAUAUGCUCGUGCAGCAAACAAGAGAGAUGGCCCGAUGCAUCCAGAAGAUAGAUUGCCACCCGCCAUGGUGGGCUCUAUCCUGAUUCCUCUUGGACUUUUUUGGUUUGCCUGGACAACCUUUCCCAGUGUUCACUGGAUCGUUCCCAUCAUUGGUACUGUAUUCUUUGCAUGGGGUCUUGUGCUAGUCUUCAUGGCACUAUUAAAUUACCUGGUAGACUCAUAUGUUAUUUUCGCCGCCUCUGUCAUGGCUGCAAACUCAGCCCUUCGAUCAUUGUUUGGUGCUGCCUUCCCACUGUUUACAAGGCAGAUGUACGAGAAUCUUGGAGUCCAGUGGGCUAGCUCUAUACCAGCUUUCCUCGCUUUGGCCUGUGUCCCUUUUCCUUUCUUGUUCUUCAAAUAUGGCCCGCAAAUAAGGAUGAAGUGUGAAUAUGCAGCUGAAGCGGCUGCAGUUCUUGAAGGUAUCCAAGACCGAGACAUUACUGAUACUGCAGAUGACACCAUGGUCGAGGAUGAAGGAAUCUGCAGGGCUUAG
Messenger RNA from Fusarium sp. VM40, 1578 nucleotides. Lineage: Eukaryota; Fungi; Ascomycota; Sordariomycetes; Hypocreales; Nectriaceae. The record is from the annotation of a GenBank genome assembly.